CCCGCUACCCACAUUAUCAACUGCAUUCGCUUGCUCUAAAUAUCCCCACCAUGAUAUACAAAUCACUUUGCCUUCUGGUAUUAGUAUCUCAACUGAAGAAUGCUUUUGGGCAUGAGCUCGAUGUCAACAAUCCAGAAUCCGUUCAGAAUGUCGCCCAGAAGGUCGCCUACAAGAUGAUGCAGUUCUAUCCUGGGAACCAGACCAACGGUAUCCCAGGGCUAUUUGGGGAUCCGUAUUAUUGGUGGGAAGCGGGUGCUGCUUUUGGGGCGUUGAUCGAUUACUGGUUCUACACGGGGGACGAAGGAUACGUCCCAUGCACCAUGGAAGCGAUGCUCCACCAAGUCGGACCUGACGAGAAUUACAUGCCACCGAAUCAAUCCAAAUCUCUCGGGAACGACGACCAAGCCUUCUGGGCUCUUUCGGCGAUGUCUGCGGCAGAAAAGAAGUUUCCAGAUCCCCCAGCCGAUCAGCCUCAGUGGCUGGCCCUGGCACAGGCUGUGUUCAAUACCCAGGCCGCAAGAUGGGACGAGGAAUACUGUGGUGGUGGUCUCCGGUGGCAGAUCUACACGUUUAAUAAAGGCUACCACUACAAGAAUACGGUAUCGAACGGCGCAUUCUUCUUGCUAGCUUCACGGUUGGCGAGGUACACCGGCAACUCCACCUACAUGGAUUGGGCUGUGAGGACCUGGGACUGGACUAGCCAAGUCGGACUGAUGACGGAUACUUACAAGUUCUACGACGGAUACGAUAUCAACGACCAGUGUACAAAGGUCGAUUCGAUCCAGUGGACAUACAAUGCAGGCCUAUACCUAGCAGGGGCUGCAUUCAUCUACAAUUUUACCAAUGGUGAUCCCUUAUGGGAGCAGCGUGUCGACGGGAUCAUGCGAAUGACCAGGAUCUUUUUUAUCAACGACGUGAUGGCUGAGAUGGCCUGCGAGCCGUACAUGACGUGCAACGUCGACCAACGCAGCUUCAAAGCGUAUCUCUCCCGGUUCCUAGCUCUUACCGUCAAGAUGGCGCCGUUCACAGCUGAAUACAUCAUGCCGAAGCUUCAAGCCUCAGCCAAGGCUGCCGCACAGUUCUGCUCAUGGGGUGACGAUCAGAAUACGUGCGGAAUGAGGUGGACCGAGAACCAAUGGGAGGGGCUGUGGGGCGUGGGCGAACAGCUCAGCGCCCUCGAGACUAUACAGAGCAAUUUGGUAUUGCACUCAAGGGAGUUGGUGACUGAGAAGGUGGGAGGCACGAGUAAAGGGAAUCCCGGGGCUGGUGGCAGUGGCGCUAUCAUCGAGGAAACGAGGAUGGAUAUCACGGCGAAAGAUAGAGGCGGAGCAGCGGCUGUGACGAUAAUCGCUGUUAUUGGGUUCCUGGUGUUUGGGUGGUUCAUUGGGUGGAGUGACUGAACCGGCUGUCGGAACGAAUUUUGCCUGUCUGAUUUGAUCAGAUAGAGGAAUUUCACAUCGUAGGUAAAAUAUGGUGGCCGUUGUGUAUGUUCAAGAUGUUUUUGGUAAUGAACGGCGUUUGUUAUCGAAUGGCGG
Messenger RNA from Tricharina praecox, 1535 nucleotides. RefSeq names its product glycoside hydrolase. Gene Ontology annotation, biological process: carbohydrate catabolic process; fungal-type cell wall biogenesis. The coding region runs from base 51 to 1400 and encodes 449 amino acids. The transcript is spliced from 4 exons. The record is from RefSeq and is a predicted model, not a curated record. Gene Ontology annotation, molecular function: mannan endo-1,6-alpha-mannosidase activity. NCBI's taxonomy places the organism in Eukaryota, Fungi, Ascomycota, Pezizomycetes, Pezizales, Pyronemataceae.